GCUAUGUUGAGAGAAGUGGCAGGACAUUUUCUCAUGGAGAGGUCGUGAAGGAUACACGCCAUCUGCACUUGACUUAUUUCUCCUCCUCUAUAAAGACGGAGAAGGGGGCCGUUGUUGGCUCCCUACCUCAGAUCCGAGUGUCAUCACCGUCGGCUGACGAGCAAGUGCACCACUGACUGUGAGCAGGAAGGCCUGGAUAACACUUGUAAUCACUGGAGUGGAAAGCUGAUUUUCUGAGGCAUCUUUCUGCGAGGCAGCUUCGCAUUUUUGCACGUCCCUGCACUCAUUUGUUCUGCAACCAUACAGCAUUUUUGUUUUUUUUGAUAGAUGUAUCUGGAAUGGCCAGGAAAACAACAAUGCGUCUUUGAUACGGAGAGGCUGUGAAAGUACAGUCGUGAGUCCUGGCCGCUCUGACUGACUCGUCGUGCCAAGACUGUCUCUCUCUUUGGACGCAGCGCUCUGUGAGCGCACUACGGCUUUUUUUGUUUUUCGUUGUUAAGACGCGGUUUGCCCAAAGUUCCGUUUUACAAACGCGGAAGAUUUCUUGGAGGUAAAAUUACACGACAGACGCAGUAUAACCACCAGCUCUGGCGAAGGUGUCGAGUGGGCGCCUUUAGACGCCAACGCCGUGCGUAAUACUCGGGGAGCAGGUGGAUGGAGAGGCUGGAGGGAUGCAGCUUUCCGGCAUGUCGGCGCCGCUUCGGAGCGGCUGGACACCAUAUCCUCAGCUGAAGGACAACUUGACACGAUGGGCUUGAUAUUAAGAGGGAGUGCUCAAUUUUCAAUGUAAAAAUCGAUCUUGCUAGUUUUUUUGUUUCUCUACAGCUGGGAUGUGAUACUUGUGGCUCCUCGUUAAUGAAAAUCCCCAGUCAUCCCGAUCCCCAGAGCCCCAAACCCCUAGACCCCAAAGUGAUUAAACCCUUAGUCCCCCAACCUGUCAAAUUCCCAUUACCCCAGGCUUAUUUUAGAACUUGAAGACCCUUUACCCUGCUUUCAACAGUCUUGCAUGGUAAUAGCAAUGCUUUUAAGCAUGUAACAUCCUAACAUCAAACCCAAUAAUAUCUACCUUCUCCAAGCUCCUUUAACAUCUAUCCCUACCAUCUUUAGGAAUGCGGAACCCUUUGACACCCUAAACCUCUCAGCCGUCAUGGCCUUGGAUCAGUGGCCCUUUCUCCCGACUGUCCCCAACAUCUCCAUCCCUGAGCCCCUCCUGUACGACAGCUACAUGCAGGGGAAUGAGUCCAGCCUGGACCUGAACAUCUCCAAGGCCAGGGAGCCUCACCAGGACAAGACCAGCUCUGUGGUCAUCACCCUCAUCUACUUCAUAGUAUGCGCCGUGGGGCUGUGCGGCAACGCCCUGGUCAUAUAUGUCAUCCUGCGAUACGCCAAAAUGAAGACGGUGACCAACAUCUACAUCCUGAACCUGGCGGUGGCCGAUGUUCUGUGCAUGAUGAGCCUGCCGUUCAUCGCCCUGCAGCUGACGCUGGUGCACUGGCCCUUCGGAGAGGUGCUGUGCAGGGUGAUAAUGACUGUCGACUCUCUCAAUCAGUUCACCAGCAUCUUCUGUCUGAUGGUGAUGAGCAUCGAUCGGUACUUCGCUGUGGUCCACCCUAUUAAGUCCACAAAAUGGCGGAAGCCCCGAGUGGCAAAACUUAUCAACCUGACGGUGUGGUGUGUGUCCCUGUUAGUCAUCCUACCUACUUUGAUCUUUAGUGGCCUUCACAAGGAGCAAACAUGUGGGAUCGAGUGGCCGGAGCCCCAGGAUGUCUAUUACACAGCCUUCAUAAUCUAUACCUUCUUCAUUGGGUUCUGCCUGCCUCUGGCAGUCAUAUGUCUGUGCUACCUGCUCAUUAUAGUCAAGGUAAAGUCGUCUGGCAUGCGGGUGGGUUCCAGCAAGCGCAAGCGCUCUGAACGUAAGGUAACACGGAUGGUGUCCAUAGUGGUGGCGGUGUUUGUCCUCUGUUGGCUGCCUUUCUACAUAUUCAACGUCACCUCCGUCACCAGCUCCAUCAACCCCACCUCUGCCGCGAAGAGCACCUUCGACUUUGUCGUGGUGCUGGGCUACGCCAACAGCUGCGCCAACCCCAUCCUGUACGCCUUCCUGUCGGACAACUUCAAGAAAUAA
Molecule: messenger RNA, 2125 nt
Organism: Perca fluviatilis (European perch)
Lineage: Eukaryota; Metazoa; Chordata; Actinopteri; Perciformes; Percidae
Gene: sstr2a
Product: somatostatin receptor 2a
Exons: 5
Coding region: 1148-2125 (325 amino acids)
Biological process (GO): neuropeptide signaling pathway; cellular response to estradiol stimulus; cellular response to glucocorticoid stimulus
Cellular component (GO): neuron projection; membrane
Molecular function (GO): somatostatin receptor activity; neuropeptide binding
Source: RefSeq, a predicted model, not a curated record